Drosophila innubila is the source of this 2711-nucleotide messenger RNA. RefSeq names its product serine/threonine-protein kinase hippo (gene hpo). The transcript is spliced from 2 exons. Lineage: Eukaryota; Metazoa; Arthropoda; Insecta; Diptera; Drosophilidae. The coding region runs from base 231 to 2273 and encodes 680 amino acids. The record is from RefSeq and is a predicted model, not a curated record. Gene Ontology annotation, molecular function: ATP binding; protein serine/threonine kinase activity. Gene Ontology annotation, biological process: intracellular signal transduction; protein tetramerization; regulation of MAPK cascade. Gene Ontology annotation, cellular component: cytoplasm.
GGCAACCUUCGGUUUUUCUCCUCUAAAAAGUUGGACUGGCGAGCGAAUAAAGAACAAAAAAUGUGUGAAAAAAUGUCGAUUUAAAUUGGCAAUUAUCGUAGCGCAGGGUCUGUGUUAAUUGAAUGCUGCAAUAGACGAGCACACGAACGAAUUAUUUGUGCAGGAUCAAACUGAACGCAUAUGCGCGGACAAAGAGUAAAACAAGAAGAACAACAACAACAGACAGCAACAUGUCUUCCAAUUCAAAUGGCAAUGGCGAGUUGAAGAAAUUGUCGGAGGAGUCGCUGCUGCAGCCGCCGGAGAAAGUGUUUGACAUAAUGUACAAACUGGGCGAAGGCAGCUACGGCUCCGUCUACAAGGCACUGCACAAGGAGAGCAGCUCCAUAGUGGCGAUUAAACUGGUGCCGGUUGAGUCCGAUCUGCACGAGAUCAUCAAGGAGAUUUCGAUUAUGCAACAAUGCGAUUCACCUUAUGUGGUCCGCUAUUAUGGCUCAUACUUUAAGCAGUAUGACCUAUGGAUCUGCAUGGAGUAUUGCGGAGCCGGCAGCGUCUCUGACAUAAUGCGUCUGCGAAAGAAGACGCUCACCGAGGAUGAGAUAGCCACAAUACUCUCGGAUACGCUCAAGGGUCUGGUCUAUCUGCAUCUGAGGCGAAAGAUCCAUCGGGACAUCAAGGCGGCCAACAUACUGCUCAACACUGAGGGGUAUGCCAAACUGGCGGACUUUGGUGUCGCCGGACAGCUCACGGACACAAUGGCCAAACGGAAUACGGUGAUUGGAACACCAUUCUGGAUGGCACCCGAGGUAAUUGAGGAGAUUGGCUACGAUUGCGUAGCUGACAUUUGGUCACUGGGCAUCACAGCACUGGAAAUGGCUGAGGGCAAGCCUCCAUAUGGCGAUAUACAUCCAAUGAGGGCUAUAUUCAUGAUACCACAGAAGCCGCCACCUUCGUUUCGCGAACCUGAUCGUUGGAGUACCGAGUUCAUAGACUUUGUCAGCAAGUGUCUGGUCAAGGAUCCCGAUGAGCGUGCAACUGCCACAGAGUUGCUGGAGCAUGAAUUCAUACGGAAUGCCAAGCAUCGCAGCAUAUUAAAGAACAUGCUGGAGGAGACCUGUGCCAUACGGGAGCAACAACGCGCCAAUCGUGCAGCUGGCGUUGCCAUGAGUCAGGCCAAGAGUCUGGCCACGCAAGAGUCUGGCCUGAUGUUGCAAGAAGAGGAGACCGAAUUCAAUUCGGGCACUGUUAAAACGUUUAUUGAUGAUCCCGGCACAUUAGUGCCCGAGAAAUUUAAUGAAUACCAGCAGACAUCCGCCUCGGAUGCGACAAUGAUAGCACAUCCAGAGCAGGACAUAGAUGAAGGCACAUUGGGACCAGGUGGCAUACGUGCUGGCAUGGCAAAAGCAGCUGCCAAGGCGGCACAAGCAACAGCUGGCGGCAAUGGCACAUCGGGAGCGGAUGUGGCAGCAGUGGACAGCGGCACAAUGGUUGAACUUGAGUCGAAUUUGGGCACCAUGGUGAUCAACUCGGAUUCGGAUGAUUCCACAACUACCAAGCGUAAUGAUGAUCAGAAGCCUCGUUACCGCUAUCGUCCACAGUUCCUCGAUCACUUUGAGGGCAAAAAAGCUGGCGAUGCACGUGCUGAUGACAAGUCAGCGACCACGCCCACUGAAUACUCGCCUGCUGCAGUUGAGCAGCAACUGCAACAGCAGCAACAACAGCAACAGCAGCAACAACAACAGGAGCAACAACACUUGGCAAGUGGAGCAAAUGAUGCCAACAAUUGGGUGAACAACAUGGAAUUGCAAUUCCAACAAAUCUCGGCCAUUAAUCAGUAUGGCAUGCAGCAGCAUCAGCAGCAACAGCAACAGCAGCAACACUUGCUAAUGGCCUAUCCGCUGAUGAACGAGCAGCUGAUUGCGCUCAACAAUCAGCAGAAUUUACUGCGCAGCAAUGCAACGCCACAACAACAACAACAACAGACAUCACCAGCAGCUGCUGCUGCUGCAGCGGGAGGGGCUCAGGCACCGCCCGCAUAUCAGCAUCAACAUUUGCACACACAAUCUCAUGCGUAUGUAGAGGGAGAGUUUGAGUUUCUCAAGUUUCUCACCUUUGACGAUCUGAAUCAAAGGCUGAGCAACAUUGAUCAUGAAAUGGAGCUGGAGAUUGAGCAGCUCAACAAGAAAUAUAAUGCCAAAAGGCAGCCCAUUGUCGAUGCAAUGAAUGCGAAACGCAAACGCCAACAGAAUAUCAACAAUAAUCUAAUUAAAAUAUAAGAAAAAAGAGAAAUAUACAUUAACUGAACGAAGCAGCUGAUAUUUAAGUGAAACGAGAACAUAAAAGCUUUAUUGUAAAAUGCACUGCAGAUAAUUAUUGUGGAUAAGGAUAACGAUAACGAAUGAUGAUAACAUAUUCGACAAAUGCACGCUUUUUUGUCUCGUUUUAUCCGUUUUGGCAAAGAGUAUAAUUCGAAUAGUGGCAUAUAUUAUUUAAUCUAAUAAUUAGAUCAAACAAACUCUCAGCCUAUUCUAAACUAUUCUUUAUUCUCAAUUCUCAACUGCCCUGAUCCUUUAUAACCUUAAGACUUAUUUUGGUGCGUUCUUCCUUGUUAACUUUACAAUUUUUUAAUUUAAUUUACACUUUAUUACUUGCUUGUGCUUUUUCUUAUCAUUUUCAUAUACUAACUAUUAAUCAUUAAAGUGCAUCACAACAAA